CAUACACAGGAAAAACCAUAUUCUUGUGAAAUUUGUAAAAAGACAUUUUCUGAGAGUGGAAAUUUAAAAGUUCAUUUGAGGACACAUACAAAGGAAAAACCAUAUUCUUGUGAAAUUUGCAAAAAGACAUUUGUUCAGAGUGGAAAUCUAAGGACCCAUUUCAGGACACAUACUAAAGAAAAGCCAUACUCUUGUGAAAUUUGUAAAAAGUCAUUUUCUGAGAGUGGAAAUUUAAAAGUUCAUUUGAGGACACAUACAAAGGAAAAACCAUAUUCUUGUGAAAUUUGUAAAAAGUCAUUUUUUCGAAGUGGACAUUUCAAAAUCCAUUUGAGGACACACACAAAAGAAAAACCGUAUUCUUGUGAAGUUUGUGCAAAGUCAUUUUCUCAGAGUGGAGAUUUGAAAAUCCAUUUGAGAAUACAUACAAAAGAAAGACCAUAUACUUGUGAAAUUUGUAAAAAG
This is a messenger RNA of Uloborus diversus, 462 nucleotides long. Its product is annotated as zinc finger protein 239-like. The annotation marks the transcript as partial. The record is from RefSeq and is a predicted model, not a curated record. NCBI's taxonomy places the organism in Eukaryota, Metazoa, Arthropoda, Arachnida, Araneae, Uloboridae. The transcript has a single exon. Gene Ontology annotation, biological process: regulation of transcription by RNA polymerase II. Gene Ontology annotation, molecular function: DNA-binding transcription factor activity, RNA polymerase II-specific; RNA polymerase II cis-regulatory region sequence-specific DNA binding.